AUGUCUGUUACAACUAAAAAUUACGAAUUUACAUGGCCUGCUGGUCCAAAGGAUGUUGUCCUUACCGGUAUCUUUGAUGAAUGGAAAGGUACCAUGCCUUUAGUUCGUCAAGCUGACGGCUCUUUUGCUUUAACUUUCCCAAUUCAAAAGACUGACGACAGUGAUAAAUUUGUCUUUAAAUUUAUUGUAGAUGGUAACUGGACUGUAAGUGACUCUUACAAGAAAGAAGCAGAUGCAGGUGGUAUCGAAAACAAUUAUGUUGAUUUAACUUCUGUUAAUGCUACUGGUUCUGCAAAUGUUACCAAGAUUCCUGAAGCUGGUGGCUUACCUAUUGUUUCUGCUGAUGCAAGUGGUUCAGCUACUCCUACCCCAACUCCAAAGCCAACUAGAGCUCCACCUUCUACUUCCAAUAGAAAGAAGGGUAAGAAAGGUAAGAAGAUGAAGGUUAAGAAGAGAAUUAGAAGAAAUAAGAAGACUGGUGAAAGAACUGUCAUGUCUCAAGAAGUCGAAGAAAUGGAUACCUCUGCCACUAAUACUCCUGCCGAAGAAGGCACUGAAGAAGAAGACACCGAAGAUGGUGCUAACGAUGAAGAAACCUCUGAAUCUGCUACUCCAGUUCCAGCUACUAUUCCAGCCGAACCUACUACCACUGCUGCCACUGCCGCAGCUGUUACUGCCCCUGUUGUAGCUGAGGCUGAACAAGAAAUGCACACAUUACCUGUCGACCAAAACAAGGCUACUACUCAAUUCGAAGAUACUACAGCCAUUGCUCAAACUGGCCCAGGACCAGUAUUACCUUCCAACCCAGAAGAAAUUAAAGAAUUUACAGAAGUUAGUGAAGUCGAUGCAGAUGAAUUGAAUGCCAGAUUAAACAAAGAAUUGAAAGAAGAAGAAGAAAAUGAAGAAAAUGAAAAGAAAAGUGCUGAAAAGGAACAACCUGUUGAACCAAAGGUUGAAGAAACUCAAGCAACUCAAACUUUAGAUCCAAAGAUAAAUGCUACUACAGAAGAACCUGUUGUCGAACAAGUCCCAGUUGCCGCUGAAGAAACUGCUCCUGUUGCUACAGAACAAAAGAAACCAGAGACUACUGCUCAACCUCAAGAAAAGAAGAAGUCUUCUACCAAGAGCAAGACUACUAAGAAGACAAUCCCUGUAGCUACCAAAAACUCUGAACAAAAUCCAAAGAAGAAGGGUAUCUUUGGUAAAUUAAAGAGUUUAUUCAAAUAA
This is a messenger RNA of Maudiozyma saulgeensis, 1227 nucleotides long. The record is from the annotation of a GenBank genome assembly. Lineage: Eukaryota; Fungi; Ascomycota; Saccharomycetes; Saccharomycetales; Saccharomycetaceae.